Messenger RNA from Iphiclides podalirius (scarce swallowtail), 1383 nucleotides. The record is from the annotation of a GenBank genome assembly. Lineage: Eukaryota; Metazoa; Arthropoda; Insecta; Lepidoptera; Papilionidae.
AUGUCUUCGAGGGGUCGCAGUUCUGGUUCCAGGAGUAGCUCGAGCCGUAGGACCAGUUCACAUCCAGCACCGACUUCGUUAAGUAAUCCUCAGCCUUCGGCAGCUAAGCCUUCUUUGUUUGGAUGGCAAGAAACGGCGGCCCGGCCAGCACAGAAGCAAUCUAAUAAACAGAGUCACUCAUAUCCCUCAAGCCAAACCGGUCUUUCUGGUAGUAAUCCCGCUAAGCAACCGGCAACGUAUCAAGAAAGUAUUCAAAGGAGUCACGCACCGAUUCCAGUACAACAGAUUCCGCAAAGAGGCGCACCUCAAUCUCAAGCAAGUGAUACAUUGAGCCAUUCGUACCCAGUUUCGAACGGUUUGUCUGGUAACUCCAAGCCUAAUAGUUUAUCUGGUUAUGGUGCUAGUUAUCCUCAGCAGCAAAAUAAUGGAGGUUUAUCUGGUGCCGGAUAUCCUCAUCAACAAGCGCCGCCGCCAUAUAGCGCAGUAGACGCUAAUCGACCUCAUACCGGUAGACAACCAGUGAACAAUAUUGGAAACAAUUACUACCACCCCCAGGGGCCGCCUCCGCCAUAUUCCAAUUUCCCAAACAGCUAUGGUGGAUAUGGAGGGCACGGCUACAAUCCAGGAUAUAGUGCGCAAGCACCAGGGUAUUUUGGUAAUUAUGUAAAUACUGGUAAAAGUUUUGGUGGAAUGAGUCGGACAGGUUCAGCACUCACAGGCGUUGGAAUCGCUGGAGCCGGUGUCGGAACUAUUUUAACAGGUCUAGCAUUGUGGAACUUGGCUCGCUCAACAGGCCACCAUCAUCACACUGUAAUUUACGACAACAGAGGUCAGCCUGUUGCUGUAGCUCCUGGUAAUAGUACAGAACCUGUAGUUGAUUCUGUAUUAGGAGAUUUGGUGAAUUGCACACUUACUAUUACUAACAAUAAUGUAUCUGAAAUUUUGGCCAUCCCAUGUGCAAUAGCUACUUCAUUUACACCGGACGCGGAUGUUAAAGAUCCGCAUAUAAAUAAUAAUACAAAGGACAACACCGAAUGCAUAAUUACUGUUGUAACAAAGACUAACAGAGAAUUUAUGACCACCAUACCAUGUUCAAUACUUUUAAGCACCGCUGCAAGCAAUAAUGUGACCGAACCACCAAUUCUUGAAGCUAGUACAGAAAUUAAUAAUGGAACAUUAACGCCUUUAGAUAAUGCAUCUAAUAAUCAACCUGUAGCUCUUCGACUUUCUACUGACAACAGCAUUGAAUACAAUACAAAGCUGAAUUGCAUUCCCGAACUCGGUGAGUUAAGAGACCCAAUUAAUCCUUGUUUUACUGUAGGAAGUAACUUGACGGUUAUUCCUCUCACUCCUACAGAUAAACCAAAGGAUGAAGGUGAUCGU